This is a messenger RNA of Cicer arietinum (chickpea), 1289 nucleotides long. RefSeq names its product prohibitin-1, mitochondrial. Gene Ontology annotation, biological process: mitochondrion organization. Lineage: Eukaryota; Viridiplantae; Streptophyta; Magnoliopsida; Fabales; Fabaceae. The record is from RefSeq and is a predicted model, not a curated record. Gene Ontology annotation, cellular component: membrane; mitochondrion.
AGUUUUCUUGUUCGGAAAGUUUAAACCCUACUGAAAAAUCUGCAUAAACCCCACAACCGCAUUGCUUUCUUCUCGUCGCCGUUGAUCGAAUUUCCAAAUUAGGAAAUGAGAACGAAGAACAUGAAAGUUCCAAACGUUCCCGGUGGUGGUGCUGCCUCUGCACUGAUGAAAUUGGGAAUUCUUGGUGGAAUUGGCUUGUAUGCUGCUACUAACAGUCUUUACAAUGUUGAAGGAGGUCACCGAGCUAUUGUUUUCAACCGUCUAGUUGGUGUCAAAGACAAGGUUUAUCCUGAAGGGACACACUUUGUAAUUCCAUGGUUUGAGAGGCCAGUCAUCUAUGAUGUCCGUGCGCAUCCCCAUCCUAUUGAGAGUACAUCAGGGAGUCGUGAUCUCCAGAUGGUGAUAAUUGGGCUUCGAGUCCUUACUCGUCCUUUGCCCAACCAGUUACCUACAAUUUAUCGGACCCUUGGAGAGGAUUAUAAUGAGAGGGUUUUACCUUCGAUCAUACAUGAAACUUUGAAAGCUGUGGUCGCCCAGUACAAUGCCAGCCAGCUUAUUACACAACGAGAGGCUGUUAGUCGUGAAAUCCGGAAGGUUCUGACCGAGAGGGCAGCCAACUUCAAUAUUGUCCUUGAUGAUGUGUCCAUUACUAGCCUGACCUUUGGAAAGGAGUUCACUGCUGCAAUUGAAGCUAAACAGGUGGCUGCACAAGAAGCUGAGAGGGCUAAAUUUGUUGUUGAAAAGGCUGAGCAAGACAAGAGAAGUGCUGUAAUUAGAGCACAGGGUGAGGCUAAAAGUGCUCAACUGAUUGGACAAGCCAUUUCCAACAAUCCAGCUUUCAUCACACUGAGGAAGAUAGAAGCUGCGAGAGAGAUUGCUCAUACUAUAUCAAAGGCAGCAAACAAGGUUUACCUGAAUUCAGAUGAUCUUUUGCUGAAUCUUCAGGAGAUGAAUUUGGAGCCUGGCACGAAGUGAGCUGGUUAAUCUGUGUAUGGUUCUCUCUAACUUUCAAGCAUAAAAAAGAUCAAUUUCAGAAUUUAAUAUUUCGUGAAAAGUCUCCUGAAUUAUGAUAUAGGUUUGGGAGAGUGAUCAUCUGAGAAUGAGACAAACAAAUUCUUCACGUUACAUAAAAUGAAAUACCUUCAGCUAGCUACUGAAUUUGUCAUCCUGAUUUUAUUUUGCUGCCGUAAAUAAUGGAUUGUUGAAAUUUAUAUUUUGCGCAGUGAAUCUUGACCAAUGAGUUAGACAGUGAAUUAAUUCUAGUACAAAAAGGUUUGUUUGUCUGUAUA